Molecule: messenger RNA, 2044 nt
Organism: Asparagus officinalis (garden asparagus)
Lineage: Eukaryota; Viridiplantae; Streptophyta; Magnoliopsida; Asparagales; Asparagaceae
Exons: 6
Coding region: 146-1810 (554 amino acids)
Biological process (GO): protein transport
Source: RefSeq, a predicted model, not a curated record
GGAGCAGGUACACCUCAAUAACACGAAGCAGACGCGGACGCUUUUUAUUCCCUCUCUACUCUCUCUCUCUCUCCUCAAUAAAUCUUGAAUCGAUCAGCUCUAAAUCGAAGAAAUCUCUCGCAGAUUCUUUAGGGUUUGAGUGGCCAUGUCGAUGCUCGACUCUUUCUUCAACAAGGGCUUCAAAGGGGCAAAGUGCAAAACUCUGUUGAAGCUGACAAUUCCGAGGAUAAAGUUGCUGCGGAAUAAGAGGGAGGUUCAGCUGAAGCAGAUGCGUAGAGAUAUUGCCAAGCUUCUCGAGAAUGGACAGGAGGCAACAGCGCGAAUUCGGGUUGAGCAUAUUAUUCGCGAGGAAAACAUGAUGGCAGCCCAGGAGAUAAUUGAGUUGUUUUGUGAACUCAUCGCUGUCCGUCUUCCGAUAAUUGAAACACAGAGGGAAUGCCCUUUAGACCUUAAAGAAGCAAUCUCCAGCAUAUGUUUUGCAGCACCGAGAUGCUCGGACUUACCAGAACUGCAGCAGGUUCAGAUGUUAUUCGCAGCCAAAUACGGGAGGGAAUUUGUUGCAGCUGCCUCUGAACUAAUGCCAGAUUGUGGAGUUAAUCGACAGGUAAUCGAAUUGCUUUCGGUUCGUGCUCCUUCUGUGGAAGCAAAAUUGAAGCUUCUAAAGGAAAUUGCUGAGGAGCAUGAAGUUGACUGGGAUCCAGCUGCCUCUGAAACCGAGUUUCUCAAGCCUCAUGAAGAUUUGUUGAAUGGGCCAAACCACAUCAUCAGUGGCUCGACAUCGCCUCUCCCUAAAGAACAGCAGGACGACUCUAUCACCUCUGAGCACACAGCAGAGCAUCACGAAGAAGCUGAUUCAGAUGAUGCAGGCUUCGAUGCGUUAGAUUUUCCAGAAGUUCCGAAAGCUUCAGUCCAAUCAACUUCAGAUAACCCAUCUGCUCCCGAAAUCAAAUUUUCAACAGUUAAGGAUUAUGUCCCACAUCCCUUUGAUACUGAUCUUGAGCUCGACAAAUCCGAAGCUUCCAAAAAUAUUGAAGCUGAUGUGAAAACUUCUGAAAUAUCAACCUCUAUGAGGGAAAAUAAACAGUUUCAAUAUGUACCUUUUGUGGCUUCUCCUCCUCCUCCGCCUUUUUCAUUGCCUUCAGAGCAAAGUGAUCCAACUCUGGUCAUUUCUCGUGACCCAAGUCCAAAAUAUGUUGCUGCCCCUCCUCCCCCUCCUUUCUUAUUGCCUUCAGAGCAAAGUGAUCAAACUCCAUUUACAGUUCCUCCUCCCCCUUCUCCUUUCUCGUUGCCUUCAGAACAAAGUGAUCCAACUCAAUUUACAGUUCCUUCGUCUUCAAAGCAAAGAGGUUCAACUCCAUUCAAAACCGAAGCCAACAUAGACUUGCAGGAUGUUCUGGCAGCAGCACAAGCUGCUGCAGAGAGUGCUGACCGAGCUGCUUCUGCUGCUCGUGCAGCAGCAAGUCUUGCUCAAGUUCGAAUCUCAGAACUCAUCACAAAGAAAAAUGAAGGAAGAAAUGAUGAUGGUAAUGAAAAAAAUGUAUCAGUUCAGGAUUCUGAUACGAAGGAAUUUCAUGGGAAGCCGACAUUUGAUCAGCAGAACUCAUUUGAAUAUACAGAGCCCGUUCAGGGGUUGGGAUCGCCGACACAAUCAUCAGAUGAUGUGCACAAGAUUGGGGAUGCUUCACUUCAUCAGCCUCAACGAUCUUUUUCAAUAGAAGAAGAUCCAUAUUUCUCCUAUCCCAACUUGUUCAAUAGACAAGCUUCUGGCCUUGAGCCAGAUUCUCAUUCAAAAUCAGGCCAUGAGUUUUGAGUGUGCUAUUUUCAAAACUUGAGUUUAAUUUCUUGCGAGCAGUGGUGAUUUACAUGGGCAAGCUUUCUUGUUGCCUUCAGGGUAUAGUAGAAUUUAGUUGGUGAUUGUGCACCUAUGAGAAAUUAGAGAGUAGAUUUCUUGAUAAUUUGUGAUCUGGGUUUGUAUAAUUCAACAGUUAUGUGGCAAAUAUCUUCGUAAUAAAAAUGUUCCCUCAGCAAGUAUCUUUCUGCUUCA